Messenger RNA from Stereum hirsutum FP-91666 SS1, 1836 nucleotides. Its product is annotated as SET domain-containing protein. Gene Ontology annotation, cellular component: nucleus. The record is from RefSeq and is a predicted model, not a curated record. The transcript is spliced from 9 exons. NCBI's taxonomy places the organism in Eukaryota, Fungi, Basidiomycota, Agaricomycetes, Russulales, Stereaceae. The coding region runs from base 115 to 1773 and encodes 552 amino acids. Gene Ontology annotation, molecular function: protein binding.
UCGUUUUCUAACUUGCGCUCCGAGCGAAAGAGCAAAGAGUCGAAAUCUUUUGUCUCUGGUAGUACGAUCGCUGCGACAUCUGCAGAUGGGCAGAGUUCUAAGGAAACUUCAGAGAUGUCUACAGAGCUGGUAAAGAAGGUUGCUGAGAUACAAUCUGAACCAUUAUACGCUGCAUUGCCAUCUUUCCUCGAUAUCCGUACUUCUUCUACUGAUGGGCGCGGGAUCUGGGCGAGAGAAGCCCUGUCUGCCGGCGCCACACUGAUGGCCUUGAAACCACACGUCCAUGUACUAUCAACUCGAAACUUGGAGCUGUACUGCUCUGCUUGCACAUCUCCUGCGCCGGUAACAGGACUCAAGCGCUGUACUCGGUGUCGGGUCAUUUGGUACUGCAGCACAGCUUGUCAGAACAAUGACUGGACAAUGCAUAAGCCGGAAUGUGCAGCCAUACAACGAUGGGCUGCUAACGCUCCUUCGCCCGACGUGUCCAUCCCUGCCGAACCCAUCCGGUGCCUUGGUCGGUUACUCUGGAGGAAGCAGAAAUUGCGCUCUUCAAGUACCUGGGCUAAGGAGGUCGAUGGCUUGCAAUCUCAUAGGAAGGACCUACAACCGUCUACCUACGAAUCACACACCCAUCUUGCCCAUGCGGUGGUGAAAUACCUAGGACUCGAUGCUCCCGGACAACUCGGGGCAUACGGCAUUACCACUGCGGCCGAUCUCGUCGACCUCAUUUCGCGGUUUAUCACGAACUCAAUCACCUUGACUGCACCAUCGUUGACACCUCUGGGCGUCUCAGUUUCUCCCUUAGUAGCUUUGAUCAAUCACUCUUGCGAUCCAAACGCUGUCGUGGUCUACCCGAGAUCCACCUCCGACCCAUCCCAGCAAGAGCCGCAGAUGCAGGUCGUCGCUAUCAAGAAUAUUGCCCCGGAUCAGGAGAUUUUCACCGCGUAUAUCGACACGACGAUGCCGCGAGGCCACAGGCAAGCGGCUUUGACUACCACUUACAACUUCACCUGUAAGUGUAGUUUAUGCUCACAACCUGACGGGAUGGAUCUUCGCGAAGCUAUUUGGUGCCCCAAAAAUUGCGGCGGAACAUGCCCUCUACCCACCGAAGAAAAUACUCUCAGUCGCUGCGGGAAGUGCAAGGCUAUUGUAUCUUCCACAGAUUCCGUGCUCGACGCAUUGCGAGUCGGUCAGGAGGCUCUUCAAAAGGCAACAUCACUUCAACUAACUGAAACUGCCAAGGCUCUCCAGCUUACUACGAACAUUAUUCCUAUCCUCACCUCCUCUAAACUGACGCCCUCUUCUCAUCCUCUUCUGGCUCUCACCCGUCUGCACCAAACUCUUCUGCUCGCAACUCUCCCAUCGACGAUGACUCAAGAAGCACUGGACAAUCUCAUCCUUGCAACGUCAUCCACGGUCGCAGGUCUUUCAACCAUCCUUACACCGGGGCAUCCUAUCCGCGCUCUCGCCAUCGCUGAAUUGGGCAAACUCCUCGCAGUCGAUGAGCCCUCCCCCGCGCCGGAUGCAAAUAACCGAAAGUUCCCUCCAAGUGGUCCUGCUCGGCUAAAGGCCGCACACGAUACGCUCGUUCGAGCGAGAAGCGAGCUGAAGGUCGGAUUCGGGGCAAGGAAUGACGGUGGGGAGGUCGGGAGGGAGGUCAGAGAAAUGGUGGUAAGGCUUGAGAAAGAGCUUCAAGUUUGGAAACAGGGUGUCAAAAAUGUCAUGGAAGACACUCCAGGCCUCAAAAAGCGGGGUAGCGGUGGCUCCAAGUAGGCUACAGUGCUAAGUGUGUAGAGGGUUGAUUCUCUCGGAUUCAAACUGAGGGGCGAUCUUGAC